Messenger RNA from Protopolystoma xenopodis, 603 nucleotides. Lineage: Eukaryota; Metazoa; Platyhelminthes; Monogenea; Polystomatidea; Polystomatidae. The record is from the annotation of a GenBank genome assembly.
AUGCACGAAGCCAAGGAUAGCGUGAACUGUUUGGCAGUCAACAAAUGGCAAAUCGUCACUGGCUCUGUUGAUCGAUGUAUUCGAAUUUACGAUAUUCGCAAAGGCCAGCUCACUGAAGAUUUUGUCGGAUUUCCCAUCACUUCGAUUUCCUUAUCUAUAGAUGCUCAGUGUGUGCUUGUUGGUUGCCAAGAUUCAACAAUUCGUCUCUUUGAUGCGCUUACUGGAGACUUGCUUAAUAAGUUUUCUGGUCACAAAAACACUACUUACAGAGUAGAUUCAACUCUAAUGAACUACGAUGCCCAUGUGGUCUCCGGUUCAGAAGAUUCCGACCUUUCCGUUUUAAUUUGGGACCUGGUGCGUGGCGGCACAGAAGCCCUUAUUUGCCUUUCACAUAGCCUCAAUGGUCCUGCUUUUUCAGCCCGUUUGACCAAUUCAACUGAACCUGUGUCCGGAUUAGCCAGAGCGGCUGCUUCUGCCUCAGCAUCGGCUGGUUCUCUCUUUGUUCAUUCAAUCAGUCCUCAUCCUAAGGAAUGCCGACUACUUACUGCAGCUGGUGACUAUAUCUGGCUGUGGAGUUCGGAGACAGAAGAAUCUACUACAUGA